GGCAAGUAGGAGAAGAAGAAUAACUCAAAACAAUAACCGCGUUAGUUUUGCUACAUUCAUCCAUCAAUUUCUUUUCAUCGUGUUGACGACUCAAGUGAAGUAGAACAAGAAAGAAGAAGCGAUCUUCAAUCUUCCCAUCAAGUGUUUUAAUUCAGCGCCGCAAAAAGGGUUUUGGACUUCCCGCUUCGACAUCGCAACCGCAAUUGUUGCCGCAUCAACCCGCAUUUGUCUCGCAAUUCCCAAAGCCGCCGCAAAAACCCUGGUUUUUGGUCUUGAGAUGCAGAAUUUUGAAUCAAUGAACAUGGAUCAUAAGGGUUUUCCAAUUGUUUCCACAACCUCUCAUCAAAUUGAUAACAGAGUUGGCCUUGUCUGCCACUAUCAGCUUGAAAAUGGGUCAUCUCAGUUUGUGUUUUUGGAUGUUAAGAAUGGAAGUGGGGCUAUCCUUGACAAUUCCCUCAACUUCUUUACUGAAAGCUUUGUGCAGACACUUGCUUCUUGCAAUGGCUUAGUUCUCUUAUCUGGCUAUAGUGGGGAUCAAGCCUGCUACUUUGUGAUCAACCCCCUCACCAAGGACUCUGUCAUGAUCCCUCAAGCUGGCGUGGAAAGGCGAGUUGUUAGAGUUGGAUUAGCCUCUGAUGGAUCCCAAUUUGAGGUUGUUGUUGUUGAAGCAGGUUCUCCCAAAUCCAAUGGACUAGAAUUUCAAUUUCAUGUUUUCUCUUCUGAGACUGGCAAAUGGAGGAAACACCACCACCUCAUCAAUUUAGCUUUGUCUUCUUUACCGGAACUCGAGUUCCAAGAGCUCACGACGCCUGCUCUCUACUCCAAUGGGGCAAUCCAUUGGGAAUUAGGUGGAUACUUGCUGGUGUAUCAAAUCCAAGAAAACCACUGUCAACUUCAUGAAAUGCCAAAUGUUUUUCCGGACUGGUCUUGGCAAUCAACUAUGACGUAUCGCCGUUGCUUGUGCGAAUCGGGAGGCCGAGUUUACUACUGCUACACUGAUUUUGAUGGCUUUCACAUUUGGGAUCUUCUCAAGGAGCAUGAGUAUCGUGGAUCCAUCUAUGCUUCCUGUGAUUUCAAAAAGUUUAGAUGGAGAUUAGUCCAUAGUGUCAUGCAUGAAGGCUUUAUGUCUAAGCACCAAAACUUUUUUGGUUGCUUCUAUGAGUGGGAGCCUUAUAAGGUUGCACCUAUUGCCUAUAGUGAGCAAGCUCAGACCAUAUAUUUGCAGCUUCCAGGAUCUGUUGUUUCUUACAAAUUUGAUACUGGAAAUCUGAGAUCUAUGUGCACCUACUCAUAUCCAGGGAUGAAUUUCAAUUGCUGCUCAUUCCUUUCAUCAAAUGCUUCUGGGCUUCACAAUGCACAGAGAGAGAAGGACUUGCUGACUGAUGGAGAAACUGAGCUACAUUUACCCUUAGCAGAAAUUGCAACGUUACCUCUUUAAAUCAAGUUUGGGUAAAGUGAUGAACUGAUGGUGGUCAAUAUAAGCUAGUAUUGUUUUACACAUUUGCCAUGUUUUUUUGGUACAGACAUUUUGCUUUGUUAAAUAUGCAUUGAGGAUUGCUUAUUGAA
This is a messenger RNA of Lotus japonicus, 1566 nucleotides long. RefSeq lists its product as uncharacterized. The coding region runs from base 278 to 1438 and encodes 386 amino acids. The record is from RefSeq and is a predicted model, not a curated record. The transcript is spliced from 3 exons. Lineage: Eukaryota; Viridiplantae; Streptophyta; Magnoliopsida; Fabales; Fabaceae.